AUGCCCCAAGCGAACCGACUUGUUGCAUUCUUCAAACAAUCAUUACCAUCCAUAUCAACCAGCGUUAAUGCAUUUCCAGCUCACCACUAUGCUGCUAUGUCAGAUAAAACUAACCUAAAUGAUGGAACUUCAGUUUCUAGACAAGAUAUUCAAGGAAAAAAUAUGUUUAGUUCAGUUGCUCCUGGUAUUAAUAGCGGGCUAAAUAUGGAGAACUUGCAGCAAAUGAAUUCUGAGCAAAGAGAUGUACCAAUGGAAGAUUUUCACGCGAGGCAAGAACUGGCUGGAUCUUCCGAGACUUCACAAGACAAGUUGAUAGUGCAGGCUCCUCCAUAUAAUGUGGCUACACUAGAUCCAACUGAAGAAAAAAUUUUGUUUGGUUCUGAUGACAACCCUUGGGAUGGAUUUGGCAGGAAUUCUGCUUUAAAUAUGCUGGAUGGUUCAGAUAGUUUUAGUGGAUUUCCUUCUCUUCAGAGUGGGAGUUGGAGUGCACUGAUGCAGUCUGCUGUAGCUGAAACUUCUAGUAGUGAAGUGGCCCCCAAUAUAAACUCAAGGCCUUUAAUUCGUCAAGAUGAUCUUAGCAGGCCCAUUUCUACUGUAAACUUUUCUGGUCUUCCUGGAUUUCAUCAGCCAGGUGCUGAUACUGCACAAGAAUCAAAUGCUACUGGUUACAGCCUGAAUCAAUUAUUCAAAAAAAAUGCAUCCCUGCACUAA
Messenger RNA from Vicia faba (fava bean), 711 nucleotides. The record is from the annotation of a GenBank genome assembly. Lineage: Eukaryota; Viridiplantae; Streptophyta; Magnoliopsida; Fabales; Fabaceae.